UCAUUACAUUUUCCCACCCCAUGAAGCUUUCUCUAUUUGUCUCUUAAAAACAUCAUUCACCUAUAUAGCUUUCUCAAAGAUCUCUUUCACAAAUCACUCAAAACAAGAAAAAACAAACCCUCAAAGUGCUUCUUCAUAAGAACUACUAAACUCUCUCUCUCUCUCUAAUGCCAAUGAGGAAACCUGAUUUGAUCAUGGGAAAAGACAACAACAACAUUAACAAGAGCAAGCUAAGGAAAGGGUUAUGGUCACCUGAGGAAGAUGAGAAGUUGGUAAGAUAUAUGAUAACUAAAGGACAAGGUUGUUGGAGUGACAUUGCUAGGAAUGCUGGUCUUCAAAGAUGUGGCAAAAGUUGUCGUCUUCGUUGGAUUAAUUACUUGAGACCUGAUCUUAAGCGCGGCGCGUUUUCGCCACAAGAGGAAGAACUCAUCAUUCAUUUCCACUCCAUUCUUGGCAACAGAUGGUCCCAAAUUGCAGCACGUCUACCUGGUCGUACCGACAAUGAAAUAAAGAAUUUUUGGAAUUCCACAUUGAAGAAGAGAUUGAAAACCAACAACAACAACAAUUCUACACCAUCUCCAAACAACAGUGACACUUCAGAUCAACCAAUAGAUAAUGUUUUUGAUGUGAAAAAUAACAUGAUCAUGCCAAUUCAUGAACAAGAACUAAUGACAUUAUGCAUGGAUUCCUCAUCAUCAACUUCAUCAUCAUCCAUGCAAUCCAUGCACAUGCACAUGCAUACCAUGGUUUUACCUGACCAAUUUGAUCCAUUUUCAUUGUUGUCUAAUAACCAUUAUGACAUGACAAGUUUCCAUGCUCAUGACUUGCCAAAUAGUUGUUUAACACAAGUUGGUAAUAUGGUUGAUGAUAUUGGGCUUCAUAGUGACGAUCAUUAUGGGAUUUUGGAGGCUAAUAAAAUGGGGUUAUUAGAAAAUGAUUUUGAACUUCCUCCACUAGAAAGUAGAAUUAGCAUUGAAGAUAAGUGUGCCCUAAUUGGUGAUGAUCAUAAUGUGAAAAGCCAUAACAACCACUUCAAUAAUAGUUGCUUCAAUAACACUAAUCACAUUCAAAACUCCAAUGAGGACUUGUUUGGGUUUGGAAAUCAUGGGCAAGGAGAAAACUUAAGAAUGGGAGAAUGGGAUUUGGAGGGUUUGAUGCAAGACAUAUCCUAUUUUCCUCCUCUUGAUUUCCAAGUUUAAUGGCCUUUUCAUUCCUUUGAAUUUCCAAUCACCCCUUCUCGCCUUUGAUCUCUCUCUAAAUUGGAUACUCUACAACCAACCUUAUGGUGCAACCGGCUAUAGACAACUAUAUCUGAAUAGAGAAAAUUUCUCUGUCUGAAUUUAACGGUACAACCGGAUGCAUUGUAAAGCUGAAUGUAGAGGAUUCAAGUUCCACGCUUCCUUUCUCCUUGAAUAUCUUUGUGGAAAUUAGAUCCGCUAUGACCCCUCUUACUUCCUCAGUAAAAUCUCAACUUUUGGAUUAUUCUAACGGCUAUAGAUAAUACUAUAGACCAUUGGAUUAAUUGAACAAUUGAAAUUUUGCUAUAAGAGGUAGAUGGGCUAAAGAGGAUCUCGUCCUCUAUGCAAUCCUUUCAAAGUCGUUCUAUCUCUCGUAUUUUGUCUCUCAUUUCUUUUCAUUAUCUCCUCAAUUUCUCAUAAUUUUCUCUUUUAUCUCCAAUUUUCUCCUAGACUGUCUAUCUUUCUUCAAGUUUAUGUCUUCUCAUAGUCUUUUUUUUAUCCAUUUUGCAUAUACACAAAUGUCUUCAAUCAAUAUGCAAGGUGACCAAAACACCUUAUGGAAUCUUGGGCACCCAUUCUUUCUUGUCUUUAGUUCUUCCAAACUAUAAACAAAGACAAGCCCUUUUGUUUCUUACAUAUAUAUUGUCUUGUCACAUACAUUGUUUCUUUUAAUGUUACACAAAAUUACAACCCAAUUGUAUGUUGUGGUAGAUAUGUAUACAUAGUCAUGCUUCGGAUUUUUUUUGCAUUCUUUGUGCCCUUGUGGGUUUCCUUGUAAAGCAUUUUGUGUAAUUUUUCGGUAUUAUGUAGGUUGGUAUACAAAUAAUCAAAGGAUAUCAUAUCUUCAAGAGAAAUGUGAAUAGUGGUCAUUUAGAAAAGGCAAAUAAAUGUAGCUUAAUUGAAAUUGUAUUUAGCAUUGUUUAUAGCACUAGGAACAAUGUGGAGUUGUAAGUUUGUAAUAUUUUAGUGUUAGGUGAUAUAGGUGUACAACAGUACAAGAUGCAAUUGUAAACAAUACAAUAAAUAUCAAAUUUGAUUUGAAAUUCA
This is a messenger RNA of Medicago truncatula (barrel medic), 2285 nucleotides long. Its product is annotated as transcription factor MYB83. NCBI's taxonomy places the organism in Eukaryota, Viridiplantae, Streptophyta, Magnoliopsida, Fabales, Fabaceae. The transcript is spliced from 2 exons. The record is from RefSeq and is a predicted model, not a curated record. The coding region runs from base 168 to 1199 and encodes 343 amino acids.